UAAAACCAUGGUAUAUUAGAUUAUACAUCUUCUAAUUCAAUAUGACAAAUUAAGAGUGACUACGUAACCGACAAUUUCUUAAUAUUUAACGGAAUACUUUAAAAUGCCAGAUACACAUGAUGUAGAAUACGACGAAUUCUGUGAUCCGGAGAAUCCUAGAAAAAUAAAGUAUGACGAUAUUCUGGCUGCUUCGCGUCGCAUCGCGGGAACAAUUGUCCGAACACCGUGCACGAGAGCUCAUAUGUGCGAUAAGCUAGGUAUGGAAAUUUAUUUAAAACAAGAAUUCAUGCAGUAUACAGGAUGUUUCAAAGAGCGUGGUGUUCGAAACACGUUGCUUCUUCUAUCGGAAGAACAGAAAAAGAUUGGGGUUAUAUCGGCUUCUACUGGUAACCACGGAUUGUCUAUGAGUUACCACACCACACAGAUGGCGAUUCCCUGCAUCGUUGUGAUGCCAGUCCGCGCGCCUUUAACUAAACUUACCAAAUGCCAGGCUUAUGGCGCGAAGACCUUGCUACACGGUGAAAAUAUGGCUGAAGCGAAACAUUACGCUAUGGCAAUGUCUAAAGAAAAGAAAUUAUACUAUAUUAAUGGAUAUGAUCAUCCUAACGUAAUAGAAGGACAAGGUACUGUAGGCAUAGAGAUUGUUGAACAGGUUCCAGACGUAGAUGCAGUAAUAGUGCCUGUCGGUGGAGGUAGUUUACUCACUGGUAUUGCUAUUGCGGUUAAGCACCUUAAGCCAGAUACGGAAGUAUAUGGAAUACAAACAGAAAAGGCUUACAGUAUGGUUGAGGCAUUAAAAAGAGGUGAACGAGUUAAAAUAAAUAUAGAUGCUACGAUAGCUGAUGGUCUUGGAGUUGGCUUAGCUGGAGUUAACACUUUUUACAAUCUAAAAAACGGCGGAAUAUUAGAUAAAAUGGUUGUUGUAAAAGAAGACUGGGUUGCACGUGCCAUUAUGCAUCUUGUAGAGAAUGAGAGAUACGUAGUGGAAGGUGCCGCAGCUGUUACUGUAGCGGCGCUCAUGGCAGGACUAUUUCCUAAUCUUAAGGGUAAAAAAGUCGUAUGCGUUUUGUCUGGUGGUAACAUUGACACUACGACUUUGGCGCGCGCGCUGGAACGAGGCAUGGCGGCAGAGGGCCGGCUGGUGAAGUUUAAGGUGACGGUGAGCGACCGACCCGGGGGGAUGGCAGACAUGUGCGCGAUGCUGGCAACCACCGGAGUCACGCUGCGGGACUGUAUUCCUGAACGUGCCUGGGUGAAGGGUGACGUCUUCAGCGUCGAGUUGAAAGUCAUAGUCGAAACAAGAGGAUGGGAACACACAAAAGAGCUAGUAGAAAUUGUGAAAAAGAGGUACAAAGAAUGUUUCUUCCCAGAGAUGAUCGAAAAACCAGAUAAAACUCCUGGUGCCAAACGCGGUCCGUGUUUAGCUCCGAAUCCUGUCAUGCCCAUACGAAAUGGUACCAAGAAUCCGCUGGAUUUCCGCGCUAAAAAGCCUGCCUGUCUUUUCAGAGCUUUGCGCAAAGAAUCAGCCUUUGCGCAAAAAAUGAGCCAGCUCUUCUGCCACACGAGGCGAUCAAGCUGGCUGAAAAUUCGACAAAUCAAAAUGUCUAGACGGCAGGAAGACUUUGACGAGUUUUGCGAUCCAGAAAAUCCGAAAAUAAUUAAAUAUGAGGAUAUCGUGGAAGCUACCAAGCGAGUCAGAAAACAUAUUGUUGCUACUCCGAUCGUACCAUCACACUACCAACGAGAGACCGGUAUUAACAUAUUUUAUAAAUUAGAAAUGAUACAGCCUACUGGAAGUUUUAAGGAAAGGGGUGCUAUAAAUGCCUUGGAGUUGCUGCCGAGAGACAAACAAAAGGUCGGAGUUGUGUUAGCAUCUCUAGGCAAUCAAGCCAUUGGGAUAUGUUUUUAUGGGCAUAAAAUCGGUGUACCCGUAACGGUGGUGAUGCCCACGUGCGUGCCGAUCGCAAAGCUGCAGAUGUGCCAUAAUCUUAGUGCCAAAGUUAUAAUCCAGGGCAAAGGCUUGAUGGAAGCACAAAGGUAUGCUCGUAUCUUUGCAAGGGAUAAAGGACUCACAUACAUAAACGGUCGCGACUAUCCAAACAUCUUAACGGGAUACGGCAGUAUAGCUAUAGAGAUACUUGAACAGCUGCCGAAUGUUGACGCGAUCAUGGUACCAGUAGGGACCGGUGGACUGCUAGCCGCUAUCGGAACUAUCGUCAAACACGCAAAACCCAGCUGCCUUGUAUACGGUGUGCAACCGGAGAGAAUACCCACAUUUUUUAAUUCCAUACAAUCUGGCGAACCGACGACUUUACCUUACGAACCUUCAAUAGCUGAAAGCAUAGCAAUGCCCUACGUCGGCGUAAAUGCGUUUGGCAACGCACAACGUAAUGUUGAUAAAUUGGUGUUGGUGAAAGAUGACUGGAUAGCUCGUGCUAUACUGCACUUGGUGGAAGAUGAACGCUUUGUUGUAGAAGGUGCUGGAGCGUGUCCCCUGGCGGCCAUCCUUGGUAAUCUUGUACCGGAAUUUAAAGCAAAAAAUGUGGUUUGCAUUCUAAGUGGUGGAAAUAUUGAUGCAGUAUUAUUGAGUCGCUGUUUAGACAGAGGUCGCGCAGCCGAAGGACGACUCAUUAAAUUUAAAGUACUAGUCAAAGAUUCAGCAGUGACCAUCGAACAGUUUAUGAGACUAAUAGCCAACGGUGGAUAUAACAUACUGCGACAAUUCUGUGAUCGAAUUUGGAUAGAAAACGAAAUUUCCCUAGUUGAGGUAAAAUUGGUUUGUGAAUGCAGAAAUUUAAAUCAUGCACUAGAGUUGAAAAGGCUUAUUGAACGGACAUACCCCAACAAAUGCUCAUUUGAAUCUGAACCCUUUAAUCUAGACAGGACAUGUCCAUGCUAUGCUCAUAAAUAAGUUUGAAUUAUAAACAGAUUUUUUUUAAUUACUUUUAAUUAUAUAUAAUUAAUAACAUCAC
Molecule: messenger RNA, 2972 nt
Organism: Pararge aegeria (speckled wood butterfly)
Lineage: Eukaryota; Metazoa; Arthropoda; Insecta; Lepidoptera; Nymphalidae
Exons: 20
Coding region: 104-2911 (935 amino acids)
Biological process (GO): L-serine catabolic process; L-threonine catabolic process
Molecular function (GO): L-serine ammonia-lyase activity; threonine deaminase activity
Source: RefSeq, a predicted model, not a curated record